CAUCUAAUUAAUCAUCAACUAUGUAACAUGAUCCUGACCCAUAACGAAGGGACCUGCUGAGCCUUUGGAAACCUGUCUACUGGCCUUCUCCAGACAAUUCCUUCCAGAUCCAGGUAUCCGUGCCCGAGGAUCCCAGGCUGAUGGGGGCCCAGCUCUCCUCCCAGGCUGACACCAAGGCGCCCCGGGAGACACUGCGCUUCCACCCUGAGGCCAAGGGCGCGCAGGUGCGUCUAGACGCCCAGCGGUGCACUGCGCGCAGGAACGCCACGUUCCACGACGGCAUCGUGUUCAGCCAGCGGCCGGUGCUUCCCGGGGAGCGGGUGGCGGUCCGCGUGGUGUGGCACGAGGGCGGCUGGUGCGGCGGGCUCCGCGUGGGCUUCACGCGCCUGGACCCCGCGCGGGUGUCCGCGCCCAGCCUGCCACCCUUCGUGUGUCCGGACCUGGAGCUGCAGAGCCCGACAUGGGCGGCCAUGCUGCCCGAGGGCUGCGCGCUGGCGGGGGACGUGGUCUGCUUCUGGGUGAACCGCAGGGGCCGGCUUUUCGUCAGGGUCAACUCGGGCCCCCGGCUGCUGCUGCGCAAGGGCGUGCUCAUGGGCGCCCCCCUCUGGGCCGUGAUGGACGUGUACGGGACCACCAAGGCCAUCAAGCUACUGGAUCCCACAGCCAGUGCCUUCCCCUCAACCGUGCCACGGGCCCUCAUCGAUGAGUCUCUGCAGCCGGAAGCCACAGCAGGAGAGGAAUGUGCCAUCUGUUUCCACCACGCUGCCAACACCUGCCUGGUUCCCUGCGGCCACACACACUUCUGCAGCUACUGUGCCUUGCGGGUCUUCAGGGACUUGGCCAAAUGCCCUGUAUGUCGCUGGGAGAUCAAGGCGGUGGUCCCAUCGUGGGGCCCACCCAUUCUGAGGACUGGGGAGGGCCUCCUGAUGCAGGUAGCAAAUUGAAUCUAGCUCUGAGCCAGAGGGAGGAGGUGCAGCCCCACCUCCGUUCUGGAGAAGAGUCCGAAAAGCUGGUCAUCAACAAGAGAUGGGGGCAGG
Molecule: messenger RNA, 1037 nt
Organism: Herpailurus yagouaroundi (jaguarundi)
Lineage: Eukaryota; Metazoa; Chordata; Mammalia; Carnivora; Felidae
Gene: NEURL3
Product: neuralized E3 ubiquitin protein ligase 3
Exons: 4
Coding region: 141-944 (267 amino acids)
Source: RefSeq, a predicted model, not a curated record